AUGGCGGGGGGAGGCAAGGAGCGUAAAAUAAGAGUACUACAGAAAAAGUCAUCCAAUGCUGAAUCAGUGCACGGCCAAAUCCACGCGUGGGCCGGCCGGUCAGGCAACUGUCGGGCCUCGGGACCCGGGUUCCAAUCCUGCCCCGGCCACUGGGCUCCUGGGGAGACGCUAAACUUGGCUGGGCUUCGGUUUCAGCCGAUCGACCGGGCCGUGUGGGCGCUGGCAACGGGAAGGACACUACUCUCUGUCCGGCCUCACCUUCCCCUCCUUCGCUCCGGCUCCUAUUCCAGCGGGACCGGCCCCUUCUCCUCCGCACUGCCCGCCCGCACUGCCCGCACUGCCCGCCCGCCCUGCCCGCCCUGCCCCGGUGGCCCCGGCAGGUGCCCCGAGGGGCGGCUCCCCGCCCGGGGGCAAAGGUCAGGGAGGAGAAUCGGGCGGGAGAGGGCGGCUGGGCCGGGCCCGGACCCUUACCUACCCCGCCGGGCCCCGCCGCCGCCUCCAGCCACGCCAAGGCCGCCCCCGCCGGGCCUGGGCGCGGACCCCCAGCCGCCGCCGCCGCCGCCGCCGCCGCCGCCGGACCCGACCCCACUCGACCAAAGUGAAAGAGAAACGGCGCCCAACGACGAGGCCGACAACACUGGGGCCACUGCUUCGCUGGAGGCCCCGCCCCUCGGCCCCGCCACUGCCCAACCGUCAGCACGGCCACUGCCCGCCCCUCAGCCCCGCCCCUCAGCCCCGCACUGCCCAACCGUCGGCUCCUCCACUGCCCGCCCCUCAGCCCGUCACUGCCUGACCGUCAGCCCCGCCCCUCAGCCCGGUCACUGCCCACCCGUCAGCCCCGCCCCUCAGCCCCGUCACUGCCCGCCCCUCAGCCCCGCACUGCCCAACCCCUCGUCGCUGCCCACCCGUCAGCCCCGCCCCUCAGCCCCUCCCCUCAGCCCGGUCACUGCCCACCCGUCAGCCCCGCCCCUCAGCCCCGCCACUGCCCAACCGUCAGCUCUGCCCCUCAACUCCGCCACUGCCCGCCCCUCAGCCCCGCACUGCCUGCCCGUCAGCCCUGUCACUGCCUGCCCGUCAGCCCCGCCCCUGCCUGCCCGUCAGCCCCGCCCCUCAGCCCCGUCACUGCCCGCCCCUCAGCCCCGCACUGCCCAACCGUCAGCUCCGCCACUGCCCGCCCUCAACCUCGCCACUGCCCGCCCCUCAGCCCCGCCCCUCAGCCCCGCCACUGCCCACCCGUCAGCCCCGCCCCUCAGCCCCGACACUGCCCGCCCCUCAGCCCCCCCCUCCCCUGCCCAACCGUCUUCAGUGCCCCCACUAGCCAACUGUCCGUCCCGCCACUGCAAAACUGUCAGCCGGACCGCUGCCCGCCUGUCGGCCCUCAGCCUCCUCACUGCCCGCUGCCCACCCGUCAGCCUCCUCACUGUAAAACUGUCAGCCCUGUCGUCACUGCCUGCCCGUCAGCCCUUCAGUCAGUCACUGCCCAUCUGCCAGCCCCUUCAGCCCGACCACUGCUCACCGGUCAGCCCCGCCGCUUCAAAAUGUCAGUCCCUUCAGCCCCGCCACUUCCCACCUGUCAGCCCAACCCCCGCACAGUGUCAGCCCCGGCAGCCCGUUUCACUCCCGCCCGCCCGAUCCGGCUUGGGACCGCCCUCCUACCCCUACCUCCUGCUCCCUGCUCCCUAA
Molecule: messenger RNA, 1683 nt
Organism: Tachyglossus aculeatus (Australian echidna)
Lineage: Eukaryota; Metazoa; Chordata; Mammalia; Monotremata; Tachyglossidae
Product: vegetative cell wall protein gp1-like
Exons: 5
Coding region: 1-1683 (560 amino acids)
Source: RefSeq, a predicted model, not a curated record